Molecule: messenger RNA, 299 nt
Organism: Selaginella moellendorffii
Lineage: Eukaryota; Viridiplantae; Streptophyta; Lycopodiopsida; Selaginellales; Selaginellaceae
Exons: 2
Coding region: 1-273 (90 amino acids)
Source: RefSeq, a predicted model, not a curated record
AUGGAUCAAUCCGCAAUGCGUGCGCGCCUCCUACUUGUCCUUGUGAUCAUCUUCUCUGCUGCUACGCUUGGAGCGGCAAGACUGGUUCCUCCAGCUGACCAUCGUCUCCACUAUUUUCCGUCCGGACCCCCUGCCUCGACCAUUGCUGCUUUGAGUGAUGCUGAAUUCCGGAGGAUGCUUCACGAGGUGCCGUCGGGUCCCAAUCCCGUCGGCAACAUGUUGCCCGGGAGGUACUUAGUCCGACGGUCUCCUCCAGAGCUCGGGUUCCCGUGAAAGAGAGAUAGGAUCACGUUAGCUUU